UGCUAUCAAUCAAACCUGAUGCUAUGCAAGUGAUAAGCUUACAGCAGGAAUACGAACAACAGCAUCCACGGCGACUGGGAGUGAGUCGACCCCAGGGCAACGAGGUCGAAAGGCCAUCACCCUAACCCCCCAAUCAUCGUGCAGUCAUACUAUAGCUGUUCCAUUUUGUUCAGUUCUUUGGUAAUUACUCCUAAUUGAAAUCGAUCAAAGUAAAAUUCAGAUUUUCUGCAAAGCUAUUGCACCAGACUUGCAAAUCAUCUUUGGCGAUAAUCCCGCUUCGCAAACAAAGUGAUAAAUUUGAUAAUAAAUUUCACAAUUUCGACAUAUUAUUGAAUUAAAACUUACAGACCGGUAGAAAUAUUACUAUGUCAGAAAAUUCCAAAAAUAACAGUCGUGUCAACUUAAAUAUAACCGCAGUAGUGAAAAUUGAAUCGUAUUAGUCGAGGCACAGCUCAAUAUGAUGAACAAGCAGUGGUGAUAACAACGUACAUAACAGACGUGCCUGUGCAUCUAAGCUUGAUUAGGUACUCGUGCUUUACUGGAUAAAAGUGAUGUCCGAGUUUAACCCUGACAGAUCCCUUCGUGAAAUUAAGGGGAGAUUAGCUACUUGUUGAAUUGGAAGUUUUGGCAUGACGUUAAACUUUGGUUAGUUAACAUUUGCCAAUGACAUUGACCAGCUGCUUUCAAUAUGGCUAAAGUUCACUUAUCCGUAAUUUUGACACAUAAUUCAAGAAAAUUCACAUUAAAGCAAAGAAAAGGGGUCAUUUCAAAUAUUGGCCUUUAUUAGCAAGAUAUUGCUAUACUGCAUUUUUAAAGAAUUUUUGAGCUUAACUUUGGCCUUUUGAUUCUCGCUAGGGAUAAAGACAUCUAAGAAGAUUAUUAAAUAUACUUUACGCGACCAACAUUUAUUGCAUUUCAUAAAAUAAUAUAGAAAUCGAAAAUGGAGAUCAAUUACAAUAUUGGCCAAUCAUUAAUUGUUGAGUUGGAAGAUGAGUGCUUCGUGGGGGAACUGAAGCUAGUAAAUAAAGAUCGAACGCGUAUCGAACUUUGUAACGUUUUUGAUUUUCACACGGGCGAAAAAAUAAGUGGCAAUCAAAUUUUCUACAAAUCAGACAUAAAGUCCAUAAAAAUAAUCAACAAUGACAUAGUGGAGGGGAGCACAUCAGGAAAUCAUGACCCAUCGAACGACAUAAUUACCGAAGCUGAUAAACAAGCAACAACACUACUAACGUCAUGCGAGUUACAGGAAAUCGAAACACAUUGUAAAAACGCUCAAUAUAUAUUCAAGACCGACCGUUACUAUCAUGAUGCUAUCAAAGAUAUGCGUCGACAAAAUGAGAUUGUUUUAAAUCUCGAAUCGUGCCAGGCUGGACGCAGCACUAGAACAACAAUAAUUACGGUUGCAACACGCCAGAAUGUUUACGUAUUUGAUAUUUUAUCUUUGGGUCGUGUAUACCCCGAGUUGAAAGGAGUGUUAGAAGCCCCACGACCGAAGAAAAUCAUUCACGAUUCUCGAAAAAUUGUUGAUAAUUUAAAAUAUCGUCAAGAUGUUGAACUUAAGGGGAUUUUCGAUACUUACGCAGCUCACAUUGGAGUCGGGGGAGACAAAUCAUUAUGGAAAUUGGAAGAUUGCUUGAAGAAGUAUUUGAAUUUGCCGGAAAAUUUCAUAAUAUCUGAGAAGAAUAUAAAUUGGCAUGAGCGACCGUUCGAUGAUAAUCGAAAAACAAUUACAUCCAAAAAGGUGCUAUUUACUUAUAAGCUCUACGAAUGUAUAUUACAUGACCAUAUCCUUAAGAAGUUUUACAAAACAUGCGAAAUUUUUGCUAACGUUUAUUCAAACAACAAGGACUCAGUCGAAGUUGCAUCGGAUAUGGCGAGCAAUAAAAAUAGUUCUAUUAACGAAAUCGAAGACAUUGACUUAGAUUUACCGAUAGAAAUGGAAACAGAUCGAUAGCUACAAAAUGAAAUGAAAAUCCCGUUUUUCAUAAAUGUUCCAGUUUGGAUACGAGAUGUUAUUCUUACAAAUACUCUGUUUAUAUUAUAUAUAAUUUGUUGAGAGAGUUAUGUUAUUCAAUUAAGAUCCGUUUAAGGGAAAUGUUGGACAAUAAUAUUUAAAAUAUCUCAGGGUAUCAGGUUAUACGCAUAGAUUCAGAGGUACUAUGAAUUAUAUUCAACACUUCAUUGCUGAUUAUCCACUCAUCGACGCAUGGAUUAGAUCGACAUGUUUUUCAGUUGGAACUGAAUUGUCUCCCAGAAUUUGUUAAUAAGAUUAUUCCACACCUCUAAUAAAAUUAAUUCAUACAUCUAUAUAUCAAGGAAAAUAUUCAACGGCAUCUUCUUGUCCAUUUUACCUGUGACAUACUGUCCGAUGAAAACUGCAUAUACUGAAUAGAAUUACAUUUGUUAUAAAUUUUCACCUAA
Messenger RNA from Hermetia illucens (black soldier fly), 2421 nucleotides. RefSeq names its product protein Exd1 homolog. The coding region runs from base 941 to 1954 and encodes 337 amino acids. The transcript is spliced from 3 exons. Lineage: Eukaryota; Metazoa; Arthropoda; Insecta; Diptera; Stratiomyidae. Gene Ontology annotation, biological process: nucleobase-containing compound metabolic process. Gene Ontology annotation, molecular function: nucleic acid binding; 3'-5' exonuclease activity. The record is from RefSeq and is a predicted model, not a curated record.